This is a messenger RNA of Pelobates fuscus (common spadefoot toad), 4310 nucleotides long. RefSeq names its product monocyte to macrophage differentiation associated (gene MMD). Gene Ontology annotation, molecular function: pore-forming activity. The record is from RefSeq and is a predicted model, not a curated record. Gene Ontology annotation, cellular component: membrane. Lineage: Eukaryota; Metazoa; Chordata; Amphibia; Anura; Pelobatidae. The transcript is spliced from 7 exons. Bases 94 to 810 code for a protein of 238 amino acids.
CCGGCUCCCCUCCUCACACACAGCCCGGCCCCCGGCUCCAUCCCCAGCCCGGCUCCUCACACAGAGACUCAGCCUGGAUCCUGAACCGGCUCCAUGGGGACCAAGGACUUCAAACGGUUCAUGAACCACAGAGCCCCUGCAAACAGCCGCUAUAUACCGACUUGUUACGAACACGCUGCUAACUGCUACACACAUGCAUUCCUCAUUGUCCCAGCUAUCGUGGGAAGUGCCCUGCUGCACCGCAUGUCCAAUGACCGGUGGGAGAAGAUAACGGCUUGCAUUUAUGGCGUGGGCCUGUGCACCCUCUUUAUCGUGUCCACAGUAUUUCAUAUUGUUACCUGGAAGAAGAGUCACCUGAGAACAGUCGAACAUUGUUUCCACAUGUGUGACAGAAUGGUGAUCUACUUUUUCAUUGCAGCGUCCUAUGCACCGUGGUUGAACCUGCGUGAACUUGGUCCUUUAGCAUCUCAUAUGCGAUGGUUCAUCUGGUUAAUGGCAGCAGGAGGAACCGUUUAUGUAUUUUUAUAUCAUGAAAGGUAUAAGAUUGUUGAGCUCCUCUUCUAUUUAGCAAUGGGAUUUUCACCUGCUUUAGUAGUGACAUCAAUGAAUAACACCGACGGUUUACACGAACUUGCUUGGGGCGGACUCAUCUACUGCUUAGGAGUAGUGUUCUUCAAAAGUGAUGGCAUUAUCCCCUUCGCCCAUGCCAUUUGGCACCUGUUUGUGGCCCUGGCAGCUGCUGUGCAUUAUUACGCCAUUUGGAAGUAUCUGUACAAGAGUCCGUCUGCCGAUAUGAUUCGUCACCUAUGACGACCUUAUAGCAAACUUUUGUCAGUAUUACUUGACUCUUAAAUAUGUGGUAAGACGAGGGAGAGAUUUUAAGAUGCACACAAAGCACUGACUUAACUUGUUCUUUACGAACAACUGUGAACACACUGUGUAUCUUCUAAAAAAAUAUAUAUAUUAUUUUCUUUCCUCAUUGUAACCGCUGAAAUUACGGUAUGCCCAUUCCACCAUUGCUGCUGUGGCCACUGAAUUUAUUCUAGAGUUUGCUAGAGCCUAUUUUUUUUUGUCUUCAGAUUUUUGGCACGGCACACUCUGGAAAAAGCAGCAGCUGGCUUAUCUAAUGUUUACAAAGCAAAGAGAUUUGUAUCUAAAAAAUUUCUUAAAAUCCUAUACUUUUGAAACGAAAAGAUGUAUUUCUUUAUGAAUUUUAACGAUCGUAUUUUCUCAAACUUGACAUGUCAACAGUUAAGAAAAAAAGGGAGUUUUCUUCCCUCAGUUUAUAUAAGCACUUAUAUAUGAAUUUGCAUAUAUAUAUACACAUACAAAUGCAAACCUUCGUAACUAUACAUUCCAAAGCUACACAUUCAAGUACGAGUGUAAUAACACAAAUUUGCCUCCCAUGACUCAUGGGGAGAAAAAAAAAUACCCGUGCUGAGAUUAAUUAAUGCUGUGAAUUUUCAGUGCCAUUAGUGUGGCUCACAUUGCUUGAUUUAAUUAAUUUCAGGCAUCGAAAAACGAUAGAGGGGCUGCCAAGGCCCAAAAAGUUCUGUUUAAAAAAAAAAAAAAAAAGAAAACGCACCCCAAAAACAGAUUAAAUGCCCAUGAACUGGCAUUCCGGAGAUAUGUCUGUGUAAGGAUUUUUAACUCUACCUUGAGGUAGUCUCCUUUCUCCUUGCCGGGGACAGAGGUCGACAAACGUCUGUUGGGGUAUUCGACCAGACCUCCUGUAUGGAUUUAAAUUCCUCACCUUUUUUUUGAGGGCUGGCGUUGCAGCUGACGUGACCAGUAUUAGUUGAGGAGUACUGUCUGCGAUUAGAUCAUGUGAAUUAUGUAAAAAGUAUUUAUAAAGUAAAUAAUGUGGUGCUGGUAUUGUGUAAUUGAGGGUUUAUUUUUGUCAUCAUGGUGUUCUUGCAGAACUGUGGACGCACAAAUCAUAGAACUGAUGUGACCAUAGAAUAAAAACUGAUUUCAAAACCUAAAAGUAUUGUUAAUGUAUUUAACGUAUCUGUUACCUCUUUAAUUGUAAGAGGGCAGUUGGAACGCGUUAAGGAUUAACCGGACAAUGCAGCAUUAUGGCGGAAAGUGAAGCAAUUCGGUCUGCGUUUGCAGAUCCAAAUAUCUUUCACUAGUGUCUUACUGAGAUAACGGUUUGACUUUUAUUUUUGUUUUGUUUUCAAAACAUGAUGCCUUUUUUCUAACCCAUUUCCCAUAGACGUAAUUUAUUUGUACGCCGUUCUCCUGACCCCAGGACUGUGAUAUUUUUACAGGCUGUGCUUGGUGUUUUUGUCUGCAGCUUUUGAUCAGAGACUGUUCCUAAUCCCACUUUGUGAAGACGCCCCUGAUAGUCUGAUAUUGGACGUGACAUACCUCAGUUUAAACAUGCUCUGUCCGUUUUGUAUCAUACCCACCGCCCUUCCUCUUUGUGUUAUUUCAUUCAAAGCCAAGCAGCAGUUUUACUCUUUUUCGGUCUGCAGGCCGGUAAUCAGCUGGCUGAGUGCUGAACCAUACUGGAGUAAUAGCUUGCUAGAAUAAGGUGUUUAUUGCAGGUAAAGCUAACUUUAUCCACCUUGGUGAUUUGAAUCAUUCUUCUGGUUAAACCUGUUACCUUUUAUGAUUUCAGAUAAAAGGCCUGUUAGAUCAGCCGUCAUUUACCUUGACCUGCUCAUUCUCUGGACUGAAUUCUUUUACAGUCACUCUUCCCAAAAAACAGUAUGUAGGACAUCACAACUGUGAAUGUUUUCUAUAUGUAAGCUGGGCUUUGCAGUCUGUAUCUAGGUUAACUAAUUUCCUGCACUGGGAUGGACACUGUGGGUAUCCACCCUAUGGUUUUGCACUCUUCCAUCAUUGCUUGGUUAUUGCCAACAUCUUUGGAUAUUUAUUGGGGCCAGCAGACCUAAAAUCAGUUUUAUUUAAAUCUGUAUUUCCUGUGAAUAAAAUGUGUACUUUCUCAUCCAUUCCUUUUGCUAGCCUCAUGUGAAAAGAAUGGGCAUUUUAUUUAUUUGUCAUCAGUUUUGAGCGGUUGAAGAGUCUCUGAACACAGAAAGUGAAAUUCCGUGUUCCAAAUCCGUUUCUGGUAAUGGGAGAUUCAUUUUUGUCCUGAUAAAUCUGAGAAUUAUUCUUGGAGACGUAUACUUCAGAGGAAUACAGAUUGUCACAUGUUUUAGGGCUUAAACGCCCUGUUUACAUCCCAGCUGAGAAUAAACUUUAACAUAUCACAAGGCAGAGAUGUGACCAUUUUAGGCAUUCUUCUGUUUUGGCCAUCUUUUUAAUAGGAACAUACCACAGAAACCGUUACUUUCUAUCCCAUUUCUACCUCUUGUUAUAUAACUGCAUAAUGCCCAGUUUUGAAAAGGUGCCAUUUUUUUUUUGUUUUUUAGUUUACAUCCUCGUUAAUUUGUAUUACUAUCCCCAGUUUGUGGAGGCCCAUUAGGACUCGGAUGGCUCUCAUACUGCCAGACCCAAGAGAGACUGAGUAUGAGUUAUAGUAACAUCGAGAGAGUUUCUCAAAUGGACAUGGAUAUAAAAGGCUUCUUUCUGGGACUCGGGAAGGUGCUUUGAAAAUCUCACACCAAGGGAUCAGAGGUCAGUGUUUUCAGACAGAUACUGACAAAUUUGGUACCAUAAUACAGUAAAAGGUAUUGUAGAAUAGGGUUGUGAGCAGUAAUUUGCUAAACUCAUCAUGUAUAUGACAUAAACCGUAGGGGUUUGUUCUCUAAACUGUGAUGUGUCCUGGCAACAGAGUAAGAAGUGUUUUUUUACCAAUGGCUGAGAUUGAUAUUUUUCUAUAGUCUAUUGCAGCCUAAAUUUUACACCUCUGUAAUCGGGUCUCCUGAAAAUGCCUGCCUAGUGACUAAACCAUUGGUUUUCAUAUAGACUGAAGUAUUAAUCCCCAAACUACACUAAAGUUCUUAUUGUAUUAAUGCAUUGACACUUUUUUUUUUUUUAAACCUGUUUUUGCUUUGACGUGUUUAAUGCAGUGACUGUCAGUGACGAGGUCUGCCAUGGUGGGACCUUUCACAAAUCUUUUUGUAUGAAGUGAAGGUAUUUCUUAAGGACGUAAAUCGUGCAUUUCUAGCUGAUAUUUUGUACACUUCUCAUUCUCUGUGAUCCACUUUUGUACAAGUUCACAAUAUAUUGUUUUAAACCACUUAACAUGUAGCCGCUCACUGUAUUCGUGUCUCACGCUUCAAGUAUGUGUCUCUUUCUCAAAGUAUUAACUGAAAUUGUUUAAAACUUUUUACUUUUUCUGUAAACAUUUUAUGUCCUACAUACAUUUGAGUGUACAAAUAAAAAUUCAAUAUAAA